AUUCAAUGUACAAAGUCCAUUUUCAAUGAGAAGGGAAGAUAUCACUCGGUCGAUAUGUGAUUUUAUCUCUUUGGAAUCAAAUGAAGCCGUUACUUAAAAGAUAUCGGAUAAAGUGUGUUGAUCUAUAUAGACGCAGGCGCAGGCGGGGCGGGCGUGCAGCGCGCGAGUGCAUGGCGCUGCUGUACCGCGCCACGCGGCUCAAGGACCGUGCUGACACGCACGUGUUCACCUUCGUGGUCACCCGCUCUGCGACUCGCGAGCCUGACCGCGACGUCACCUCCAAAGACUUCUGCUGCGCUCACCAGCGAUGGGCCGUCGCGUUCAGCCGCAGCGAGGCAUCGCUGGGCGUCUAUCUAGUGUGGAGGGGCGUAUGCGAAGGCAUGCGCGUAUACGUAGAUUUUACCUUUACGUUGCUUAGCCGUGAUCAUUUUACUGCCAAUGAGGGGUUCUCUGGGAAGCAAGUCAGAUUCUAUGCAGGAUGUGCGGCACAAGGUCGGGGACGAUGUGUAUCGCUGGCAGAACUCAAUUCAAAAUUUGCAGACGCACGAGGCGAAUUCCAACUAGAGCUAAGCAUGUCACGUGUUCGAACACUCUAUUCGUGCGAAUUGAGAGCACCAAGACUAGAUACUCCCCCGAUAGCAUUUGCUAGUUUCGAUUGGUCCGUGUCUGCUACCGGCGGCGUCGGAAAGGAACCGCUGUCUCUUCGGCUCGUGAGACUGUCGGGUGAAGGUCAACGUUGCAGAGUACGAUAUGCUCUUGCACUCGGAGAAGGGGAACGUCGCAUACACUCUGGACCUCUUGAAUACCUCUGUGACGCAGACGGUCGCACUCCAGCAUGGACCCCUCGUCCACCUUCCCGCCUUCUUCAUAAAGGGGUCCGUCUCACUGUGGAAUUAGUAUCAGCAAGGGCGCUGGCAGAACUGGCUGUGCCAGUGGGUGGUCGAGCUGCAACAUGUUACGAUCGUGAUAAACAAGCAUGGGCGCUCCGUUGUGACACACACUCGGAGACAGUGAGACUACACAUGCUGUAUCGGGACGUGCAUCACGUACCACGAAACCAUCUUCGAUACGUGAGUUGGUCAGCUUGGUUGGUGCGGGCUGCACCCGCUCCUGGCGAGCCCGAGGCUGAAGAACUGCCUGGAGCACCUUUCGAACACUAUUAUGCUCAAGAAAGCGCCGACGAGGGUCUCAUGAUGGAAACAGCACUAAAAGUAGAAGAUGUAUCUCGUGCCGGUUGCCCUUUUUUACAUCCAGGUGGAGAACUCCAAGUCCGUCUCGAGUGGACGGAUACUUAUCUUCUCUUUCAAGCAACUUACCAUGUCUAUGAUGAUUUGUGCCGUUUACAUGCUCAUCAGAUGAGACGUGAAAUAGCUGCACUACAAGCUGAAAACUAUUCAUUAGAACGGCAGCUAUUCAGCUAUCAAAAGAGUCUAGCCUACGCCCAGGCACAAGCAGGAGAACCGGCGGUAGCGGAAGGAAGUGGCAGGCGUUCGCCUGCUGAACGCUCAUUGUCUACGGACACGGAAUACGCGUGAGGCGGGCUCCGGCAGCGUACUAAUACGUUGACCGCCUUCUUAAAGCCCGCACUUGACUUUUCUAUCCUUUCGACUGAUUCUGACGUUUUUGAGCGAUUUAUCUAUUUUUCUAAACGUUUUAUGGCGAGCUGCGUCCUCGUCCACACCGCUUUUCGCCGGUCGCCUGCACUUUCGCCGCUCGGAUCUAUCGAUAGCUGAUUAUUAUAUUCGACUACUUUUCUAUUUAUCUGUACAUAAAGUAUAUUUAGAUAUAAUAUAUUAUGUAUAUUUCUUAACUUGGAACUCGAAUUCAUAUACUACGGCAGUCGAUUUAUCAAUAAAAUGUAAAAA
This is a messenger RNA of Danaus plexippus (monarch butterfly), 1865 nucleotides long. RefSeq lists its product as uncharacterized. The transcript has 4 exons. Lineage: Eukaryota; Metazoa; Arthropoda; Insecta; Lepidoptera; Nymphalidae. Bases 81 to 1535 code for a protein of 484 amino acids. The record is from RefSeq and is a predicted model, not a curated record.